AUGACUAGAAAGAAAGUGAAGCUUGCUUUUAUUGAAAAUAACACUGACAGGAAAACCUCAUACAAGAAAAGACAGAAAGGGUUCUUGAAAAAGGCUGAAGAACUCAGCAACCUUUGUGAUGUUGAGACUGCUAUCGUCGUCUAUAGUCCUUACCACAAUGAACCUAUUGUGUUUCCAAGUCAUGUUGCUGUUAUCAAUACCUUUACAAAGUUAAGGGAGCUGCCGGAGUUGGAGCAAUUAAAACACAUGGAGACACUAGAAGAGUUCACCAAGAAAAGGACUACGAAGUUGGAGGAACAACUGCGGAAGGGUAGCUUAUCCAGCCCACAAGCACAAGCUGUCAAGCUCCCCACCAAGAUUGAGCAUAUAUUCACACAUCAAGUGUUGGCAGUAGGGACUCAACCCGAGAUCUCCACUUGGCGAUCCGCUACGGGAGUAGCAGUUCUAGUGACCUUUGAGGCCAUACUAGUCCGCAUAAACAAAAAGCUUCCUAUUCCCAGUUUAUGGAGGAGCCAAUAUUCAGUCUCUGGUGAGUACAUUAGACUGCAUAGUGGAACUUCCAACUAUAUAUUUGGAACUUCCUCGGUGCUAAAUACUAAAGCACAUCCAUGUAGCAGGGAGUUGUGUAUAAGAUGGGUGGAAUACUAG
Molecule: messenger RNA, 648 nt
Organism: Lycium ferocissimum
Lineage: Eukaryota; Viridiplantae; Streptophyta; Magnoliopsida; Solanales; Solanaceae
Product: agamous-like MADS-box protein AGL80
Exons: 2
Coding region: 1-648 (215 amino acids)
Biological process (GO): positive regulation of transcription by RNA polymerase II
Molecular function (GO): RNA polymerase II cis-regulatory region sequence-specific DNA binding; protein dimerization activity; DNA-binding transcription factor activity, RNA polymerase II-specific
Source: RefSeq, a predicted model, not a curated record